AUCAAACCGCGCUCCGAGGGAAGUGUGGGCCUAUGCUCGGCAUAGGCGUUGGUUUGAGAACACAUUGCCAAACCUUGGGGACCAGAAUUUCCGACAGUCUUUUCGUGUGUCGCCAACCACGUUCAAAUAUUUAAUCGACGUUUGCCGGCCCACGAUGGAACGUCAGACGACGAACAUGCGCGCAGCCGUUCCACUGGACAAGAGGGUCGCCGUAGGCCUGUAUAAGCUCUGUUCGUCUGCCGAGGACAGAACAAUCGCUCACUUGUUCGAUAUUGGCAGGUCGACGGUGAACAUAAUUUAUCGUGAAUUCUGCGAAACUGUAGUGGCAACGCUGGAAGCAGAGUGGGUGAGGAUGCUCAAUGAAAACGACAUGCAGGAACACAUCGAGCAUUUCCAUGCUUCUACCGGGUUCCCUCAAGGUGUGGGCGCUCUGGACGGUUGCCACUUUCCAGUUUCUCCGCCAAAGGAACACGCCAGCGACUACUAUAAUUACAAAGGCUGGCACAGCGUGAUACUGCUUGCACUGGUGGACCACCACUACAUGUUCCGGUACAUAAACGUCGGAUCACCGGGAAGAUGCCACGAUGCGCAUGUGUACCACCAGUCAAGCCUGUCUCGCGUUGUUGCAGGGCCCACAUUUAGACAGCCAACCAGCCUGAUAAGCGGUGUUGCUGUGCCCCCCCUGAUACUUUGUGAUCAGGCAUUUCCCCUCACGCCAAACCUUAUAAAACCAUUUGCGAGCACAAGCAGUUCUAAAGAGCAAAAGCUUUUCAACUAUGAGCUUUCUAAAUCUCGCAGAAUAGUAGAAAAUGCAUUUGGACGGCUUAAAGCUCGUUUCAGGUUUGUAAUGAAGAGAAUGGAAUGUGACAUCAGCAAUGUGCCAAUUAUAAUAAGGGCAUGCUGUGUACUGCAUAAUAUUUGCGAACACUUUGGUGAUUCUGUGUCGCAGCAGUGGAUCAGUGAGGCACAGCAGUACAACACAAUUUUUCAGCAGCCAACACACACUACGGAUGCACUCAUUUCAACUGGAAAAAACAUUCGAGCUGCAGUUGCCAUGCACUUUCACCAACAGAUGGCCCAAUAGCCAAGCCACAAAGUUGAAAAGUGCAAUUGGUAGACCUUUAUUUAUUAAAAUAUUGGGACAGCAGGUCCACCAGCUUUUCUUGAGCAUUCACUUGUCUUUCCUUCAAGGCUUGAUCAGCUUUUGUAGCUUGCUCUAGCGUAGCUAUAAGUUUGUUCUGCUGUGCCAGCAAGCUGUUUCUGAAGCUUUCUGAGGAACUCUCCCUCUUCCUUUUUUGUGGGCGGCGCUGUUGCUUAUGUCUGUUCUCUUUGGUAUCACUUGAGUGGUCUUCUAAGUCGACUACUUCCUCCGCAGAAGUACUCUCACUCGACUCCAUGCUGGAA
This is a messenger RNA of Dermacentor andersoni, 1404 nucleotides long. RefSeq lists its product as uncharacterized. Lineage: Eukaryota; Metazoa; Arthropoda; Arachnida; Ixodida; Ixodidae. The record is from RefSeq and is a predicted model, not a curated record.